This is a messenger RNA of Pistacia vera, 1691 nucleotides long. RefSeq names its product protein TIC 40, chloroplastic. The transcript has 15 exons. Gene Ontology annotation, biological process: chloroplast organization; protein import into chloroplast stroma. Lineage: Eukaryota; Viridiplantae; Streptophyta; Magnoliopsida; Sapindales; Anacardiaceae. The record is from RefSeq and is a predicted model, not a curated record. The coding region runs from base 134 to 1441 and encodes 435 amino acids. Gene Ontology annotation, cellular component: chloroplast inner membrane; chloroplast thylakoid membrane.
GGAACUUGAAACCCCAAAGACCAGAGAAGGAAAUAAUCUCUUCAUUUUCUUUUAUGCUUUAUUAUAGCAGUCUACUUCUCCCAUUCUCUCUUCGAUAUAUGUUUCCGGCGGUUAUUUAGAAAAUUGUGAAGCAAUGGAAAACGUAAACAUGGCGUUGGUUUCAUCUACAAGUCCGAAACUAGUGUUUAGUAACACUGGUUUCAGGAACCCUACCAGAGAAAUCUCCAGGCUCAGAAGAAACUCUUCCUUUGCUAUGCCCUUUACGCUUCAGUCUUCGAGAAUUGGGGCCAGGACCUCUAGAAUUUCCGUCUGUGCGCGUGCUGGUUCUCGUCGAAUUGGUCAAAACGGGAAAGUUGGUGCUGAUGUUUUUGCCAAUUUAUCUUCUUCAAGUGGUCAACAUACUUCUUCAGUCGGCGUUAACCCGAAUUUAGCAGUGCCACCACCAUCGUCGAGCAUUGGGUCGCCUCUGUUUUGGGUUGGAGUGGGCGUUGGUCUCUCAGCGCUAUUUUCAUUUGCCGCAUCAAGAUUGAAGCAAUAUGCAAUGCAACAAGCUAUGAAAACUAUGAUGAACCAGAUGAAUACUCAGAACAACCAAUUUAGCAAUGCUGCCUUUUCUCCGGGAUCACCUUUUCCCUUUCCAACUCCGUCACCGUCAGGGCCUGGUGCACCUUUUUCACCUACCUCUCAACCUUCAGUUACAGAUGUAUCUGCUACAAAAGUAGAAGCAGCUUCAGCCACUGAUGUGAAAAAUGAAACAGAAUUUAAGAGUGAAACGAAAGUGAAGGACGAACCAAAGAAAUAUGCUUUUGUCGAUGUUUCCCCAGACGACACCUUACAAAAAAGUCCUUUCGAAAACUUUGAAGAUUCAGAAACAAGUUCGUCCAAGGAUUCUCAGUUCCAGGAAGUUACACAAAAUGGAGCUGCUUUCAACCAAGGAUUUGGUGAUUCUCAAGGGGCACAAUCUACAGGAAAAAAGAAAGGUGCCUUGUCAGUGGAAACUUUGGAGAAAAUGAUGGAAGAUCCAACAGUGCAGAAGAUGGUUUAUCCAUAUUUGCCUGAAGAGAUGAGGAAUCCUACUACUUUCAAGUGGAUGCUCCAGAAUCCUCAAUAUCGUCAGCAAUUGGAGGAAAUGCUGACCAAUAUGGCUGGAAGUGAAGAAUGGGACAAGAGGAUGAUGGAUACCCUGAAGAACUUUGAUCUCAACAGUCCUGACAUUAAGCAGCAGUUUGAUCAGAUUGGACUUACACCUGAAGAAGUUAUCUCUAAGAUUAUGGCCAAUCCUGAUGUUGCCAUGGCAUUUCAGAACCCAAGAGUUCAGGCGGCCAUAAUGGAUUGUUCACAGAACCCCCUGAGCAUUUCAAAAUAUCAGAAUGACAAGGAGGUUAUGGAUGUUUUCAACAAAAUAUCGGAACUUUUCCCUGGGGUGACUGGUCCACCUUGAUUUUAGUUUGUUGACAGCUGCUGCUUUCUGGGGUUUAUUGUGUUCAUUCUUAUUUCCAGAGCAAUAAGAAUUUAAUCUGAAGUAGAGACUUAGUAGACAUGCAAAAAAAUGUGCAAAUUCUUAGGUAAAUCUUCAUCAGAUGGCGUUUAUGAUGUGAGUUUUGCAAGUUUUGUAAGCUAGCUAUAAGUAUAGUUAGAUGUUAACUUCGGCAUUAUUUGGGUAUAAAUGGAUACAUGUUUUAUAAAAUUUA